Ochotona princeps (American pika) is the source of this 1298-nucleotide messenger RNA. RefSeq names its product proteasome 20S subunit beta 1 (gene PSMB1). The record is from RefSeq and is a predicted model, not a curated record. The transcript has 7 exons. The coding region runs from base 501 to 1226 and encodes 241 amino acids. NCBI's taxonomy places the organism in Eukaryota, Metazoa, Chordata, Mammalia, Lagomorpha, Ochotonidae. Gene Ontology annotation, cellular component: proteasome core complex.
AUUUAUUAUUUUUAUUGCAAAGGCAGGUUUAGAGAGGAAAGACAAGCUCUUCCAUCCGCUGGCCCACUCCCCAAAUAGCUCCAAUAGCCCGCACUGGGACGGCCCUAAGCCAGAAGCCAGGGGCUUCUUCGGCAGCGCCCGCGUCCGGUGCACCGGGGCUGCAAGCGGGGAGCUGGGUGAGGUGCUGCAGCAGGGUAGCUUGUCGGCCCGCCGCGCCGGCCCCACGGGCACGCAGUGAGGGAAAGGUGGUCUGCGUCAUGGCAGCCAGCCGUGUGCUCGCUUCAGAGAUGAAAGCAGAGCCUGCACAGUGCUCGAAGGCGUGUGCACAGGACGCCGGCCUGGCGGCCGAGCUCCAACUCCCAGGUUAAAAGCCUCGCGGGCACCGGCCUCCGGGGCAGCGGCGAGCGCAGCCUAGAGCGGCCCGCGGGCGCUGCCGGAAGCCGGUCCGCCCCACUUCCGGCCGGCCGCCAUCUUGUCGUGAGACAGCAGGAGCCGGCGCGAUGUGGAGCGCUGCAGACAUGUCCGCGGGUCCGGGCCGAGACCGCGCCCUGGAGCCGCACGCCGGCGCGGGCCCUGUGCAGCUGCGCUUCUCGCCCUACGCUUUCAACGGAGGUACUGUCUUGGCAAUUGCUGGGGAAGAUUUUUCCAUUGUUGCCUCAGAUACUCGGUUGAGUGAAGGCUUUUCAAUUCAUACCCGGGACAGCCCAAAAUGUUAUAAAUUAACAGAUAAAACAGUCAUUGGAUGCAGUGGUUUUCAUGGAGAUUGUCUCACCUUAACCAAGAUUAUUGAAGCAAGACUAAAGAUGUAUAAGCAUUCCAACAAUAAGGCCAUGACGACAGGAGCCAUUGCUGCGAUGCUGUCUACAAUCCUGUACUCCAGGCGCUUCUUCCCAUACUAUGUGUACAAUAUCAUCGGGGGACUGGAUGAAGAAGGGAAGGGAGCUGUGUACAGCUUUGACCCAGUGGGGUCCUACCAGCGAGACUCCUUCAAGGCUGGAGGCUCUGCCAGUGCCAUGCUGCAACCCCUGCUAGACAACCAGGUUGGCUUUAAAAACAUGCAGAAUGUGGAGCAUGUCCCACUGACCUUGGACAGAGCCAUGCGGUUGGUGAAAGACGUCUUCAUCUCUGCAGCCGAGAGGGAUGUGUACACUGGGGACGCCCUCCGCAUCUGCAUUGUGACCAAGGAGGGCAUUCGGGAGGAGACUGUGCCCCUGCGCAAGGACUGACGGGGUGUUCCACAUGGUGUGUGCCUGGGCUGUUGGAGGAGUUGGUUUUAUUAAAAGGAAACCUGACCUGUG